AUGUCGAACGCCCACACACAAGGAAACAGGAAUGGCAACCUCGCUCCUCGAGACUCGCUAGAACUCGCCUCCCUCGCUUCCUCAUCACCCGUCUCGGUGGGCUCCUCGCGCUCCUCCUCCCCAGAUGGCAUCUCCUCAUCCCGCAAGCUCUCCCUCGAGGACGAAGAUCCCCUAGGCGAGUCACAUCGGGAUGCUGAGCUUGAAUCCGGUCACCAGAGGGGUCUCCGGUCAUAUUCUAUCUCUUCGGCAUUCGACUUUGGACGUACGCUUUUUCCGCUGUCGCAAACGCAGGGUGGAUAUGCGCCGGUUGGGACUCCGGCGGAUCGACAAGUGGAUGGAUCGCUGGAGCGGAACAAGACGCUGACGUAUUUGAAUGGUCUUUCGCUUAUUGUUGGGCUUAUUAUUGGUUCUGGUAUUUUCUCUUCGCCGAGUCAGGUCAAUGCCAAUGCUGGGUCGCCAGGCGCCUCGCUCAUUGUUUGGGCUGUGGCUGGUCUACUGGCUUGGACGGGUGCUGCCAGCUAUGCGGAGCUGGGAGGUGCUAUCCCACUCAAUGGUGGCUCGCAGAUUUAUUUGUCUAAGAUCUUUGGAGAGCUACCCGGUUUCUUGUUUACAUGGUGUGCCGUGUUGGUGUUGAAGCCUGGGUCUGCGGCGAUCAUCUCUAUUAUCUUCGGUGAAUAUGUCGUGCGGGCCUUUGUGGGUGCUGAUGUUGGAGACGUCAGUCCAUGGAUUAACAAGGGUGUCGCAUUUGGUGGCCUUUUGACGGUUACUCUGCUCAAUUGUAUAUCUACCAAGUUUGCAACCCGCAUUGGAGACAUGUUCAUGUUUUUCAAAUUCGUGGCUUUGUUGGGAGUCACCGUCAUUGGUGUUAUAGUCGCUGUGACUGGUCUCUCCUCCGGAGGAGAUGCGAAUGAAGAAUGGAAAACGACAGGAUGGUUCGAGGGCACCAACACCGAGAUCUCGGACUUUGCAGUCGCCUUGUAUGCUGGACUCUGGGCAUUUGACGGCUGGGACAAUACCAACUACGUUACUGGCGAGUUCAAGAAUCCCAACCGCGAUCUGCCUCGGGUUAUUCACACAGCGAUGCCAUUGGUCAUCCUAUCAUAUCUUCUCGCAAAUGUCUCAUACUUCCUCGUUCUUCCUCACUCGACCAUCGAGGCUAGCAACACUGUCGCCGUGCAAUUCGGCGCAAAAGUCUUCGGCGCUGUGGGAGCUUUGAUCCUCGCUCUAGUCGUGUCAGCCAGCUGCUUCGGAGCUCUCAACGCAACAACCUUCACAAGCGGCAGGUUGGUCUACGCAGCCGGAAAAGAAGGCUACCUCCCUUCAUUAUUUGGCCGUAUCGGCCUCUCCGCAACUCCAUCAACGGGUCCCCCAGCAGGCAGCCGACUGCGCCGCCGUUCCUGGGCUCGCAAAUCCCUCUCCCGGGUGUUCGGCGACCAAGCCGCCCUCGGCCUCACGCCUAUCUACGCCAUAGCCUUCAAUGGCGCUCUCACUACCAUAUACAUCGUGGUCGGCGAGUUCGGCACCCUGGUCACAUUCUACGGUGUAGCAGGAUAUACCUUCUACUUUCUCACAGUCCUCGGACUCAUCGUCCUCCGUAUCCGCGAACCACACCUAGAACGACCCUACCGCACCUGGAUCACAACCCCAAUCAUCUUCUGCUGCGUGAGUCUCUUCCUCCUCAGCCGAGCAGUCAUCGCCGAGCCCCUCCAGACCCUGAUAGUGGUGGCGUUCAUUAUAACCGGCAUCCCAGUCUACUACUGGCGCAUCCACAAGCGAGACGGCCGCAUCGACUUCCCCAGCUGGAAAUUCUGGAAGCGUGGUUCCCGCUAA
This is a messenger RNA of Penicillium antarcticum, 1830 nucleotides long. Its product is annotated as putative amino acid transporter. NCBI's taxonomy places the organism in Eukaryota, Fungi, Ascomycota, Eurotiomycetes, Eurotiales, Aspergillaceae. The record is from RefSeq and is a predicted model, not a curated record. Gene Ontology annotation, molecular function: L-amino acid transmembrane transporter activity. The transcript has a single exon. Gene Ontology annotation, cellular component: membrane. Gene Ontology annotation, biological process: amino acid transmembrane transport. The coding region runs from base 1 to 1830 and encodes 609 amino acids.